AUGUCGGACUUUAGCUACGACAGCGAUAGCGUGAGCCCUCCGGAAUCUACAGAGGUGGACUACCAGUUUCCACCACCGGACCUCCACCAAAGCACCUCUUGGAACGCACCUUCACCUACGCCGAGUUACCCUCUCAUCUCUCCCACAGAGUCACUCUUCACACUGCCGGACUUGAGCCAUGUCGAAGAACUGGCCGAGGAUGCUGAAGAUGGUGGCGGCUACGCUGCGGAAUCAUGGACGAACUACACAGCAGUUACUACAGUAUCACGGCCAACGUCUUAUUAUCCAGACCUAGCCAUGAUAGCGCCAUGUCCGGUAACAUCACCUCUAUUCGAAUUCCACUCCCCGGCAUUUUCAGAGUUCACGGAUCGCCCCAACCGACGAGCUCUCGUAGAUCACUUUUGUAAUAUCCUCUCCCACCUAAUUGUCUUUCGUGAAGAGAGCGGGAACCCGUUCCAGCAGUUGGUGUUGCCAUUGACACGGCAGAGCUCGCCUGUGCUCAACGCCAUCUUUGCUCUUGCUAGCGCCCAUUUGGAAUAUCGAGGGGUCCAAAACGAGGAGCAUUCUCUCUUCUUCCACAACCAGGCCAUUCAGGGACUUGGACGUCUAAUAGAGCAAAGUGCCAAGUCGAACCGGAAUGAAAUUCUGGCGACUAUCAUGCUGCUCAUCUACUAUGAAGUGCUGGUUCAGAGAGGACGAUCGAACCUUGUAGAUGGUCACUUAAAAGGGGCACUUACCAUCAUGUGCACCAACCCCGAACCAUCAGACUCUACCAGCAUUUUUCUCGAACGGGCCUUCCGCUUCUACGACGUAAUAGCCGCCCUCUCCAACGGCCGCGCCCCCCUCUCUGCCGCUCCCACCGCCGGCUGCCUCAUGCCCUUCCCACCUCUCGGCGCCCCCAUCGCCUCCCCCUUAUCCAACGUCGACACCCUCCUCGGCAUGGCCACCACUUUGUGGCCCAUCAUCCACCGACUCUCCAGCAUCGUCACUCUGAAAACCGACCUCCAAGCCGCCAUCUGGAGCAACGCUUCGGCUUCCAAGAUCGCCGUCCUGCGAACAGAACUUGAAUCAACCACGCAAGCCAUCGAAGCCGCCCUAUCGCGCUGGAAACCUCAACUACCACCCGGGUUUGUCCCAGAUAGAGAAGAUGAAGAAGAAGAAGAAGAAGAAAUCAACGAGACUCGCCACCACCACUCAACGAAAAUCGACGUCAUGUCUCCGACGGUGGCUGAACGAAGUCGUCUCCACAGCAUCUGGCACAACGCCCUCGCCUACCGGCACUCCGCCUUCGUUUAUCUGUAUAGGAGCGUGCACGGCUAUCCGCGCUCGCACAGGGCCGUGCAGGAGCACACUCAUCGGUCUCUGCUGCAUUGUGCCGCGACGGUGAAGCAUGAGGGGCCCAUGGGUGCUUUGCUGUGGCCGCUGUUUGUGGCGGCGUGCGAGGCUGUAGGAGAAAAUGAUCGGGGCUUGGCGGAGCAAGCGUUUGAGAAGGUUAGGAAGAGGCAGGGGAUGAGGAAUAUUGAGAGGGCGUGGGAGAUUGUGAGGGAGGUGUGGAGGAGGGCGGAUGGGGCUGAGUCUGGGUCUGGAUCUGGGGAGAAGGGCGCGGUGGCGGGGAGGUCGAAGGGGCAGGAGGAGUUGGGCAUGGGGGAGAUGUCGCUGGGGGAGAUGGGAACGGGAGGGGAUUUGUGGAGGCAGGUUAGUAGGGAGAUGGGGGUUAGUGUUGUUUUUGGGUGA
This is a messenger RNA of Neurospora tetraspora, 1734 nucleotides long. RefSeq names its product fungal-specific transcription factor domain-containing protein. Gene Ontology annotation, cellular component: nucleus. Gene Ontology annotation, molecular function: DNA-binding transcription factor activity; transcription cis-regulatory region binding. The record is from RefSeq and is a predicted model, not a curated record. Bases 1 to 1734 code for a protein of 577 amino acids. The transcript has 3 exons. Lineage: Eukaryota; Fungi; Ascomycota; Sordariomycetes; Sordariales; Sordariaceae. Gene Ontology annotation, biological process: positive regulation of transcription by RNA polymerase II.